CUUGCUGCCUGAGGGCCGAGGCCGCCGAGCCGAUCGUUCUGCAAACCAAACCAAACCGAAUCAAACCUCCCCCAACUCUUCUCCCUCACUCGUCUCUACUUAUCACACCCGGACGCCGUCAUCACACCUCUCCACCCACCAUUCCUUUCUCACGUUGAUACGCCAGUCCCCCCUGUUGCGGGGUCACCACGCUAUGGAGUCCUCCAGCAUGGUGAUCCCAUCGGGUCAAGAACCUCAUAUAUCCUCAACUGUACAAAAUGGUUAUUCGCAUUCCUCGGUCGAUGAAGACGCGCCCGCAGAGUUCGACAUCCCUACCAAGAGCGAGCCCAAUCCAUCCGUGCCCGUCGAAUCGCACCCCGUCUCUGAGUCCUCCUCCGAAUCCGAUGCGGCAGACGACUCAUAUGAGGCCGAGUCUCCGCCUUCAGAUGGAGAAGAUGAAGAGGUUGUGAUGGAAAACAGUGGCGAUGAGUUCGCUCAGUCUAGCCGUGAAAACUCUUCAUCGCCAGAACCGGAUCGCGGCGUGAAGCGAAAAUCGUCGCCGCCAGACGAAGUCGAGUUCAUGCGACAAAACCCCGACCUGUACGGCCUCCGCCGCAGUGGUCGCGCGCGCCAGACACGUCAUCUCGUCGACUCAUCUGAUUCCGAUUCCGAUGUAGUCGCGCCACGCUCCAAGCGCCGGCGCAAAGAACCCUCUCAACAACCCUCCAAGACCUCACGGUCGGCCACAAACUCGUCCUUUUCAGAGACUGAUAGUGACGAGUAUGGUGGUAAGGGUGCCCGCGCAAACAAGGCUCGGCGACGUCGUCUAAAACAAGCCGCCAGUACAGAACCAUCCUUUGCUGAGGUCCGCUUCUCCACGCGAAACGCCGCGAAGGUGUCCAAUUACAACGAAGAUGAAGAUGACGAGAUCUUUGAGGAAGAUCCAGAUGAGGUCAUGGACAAUUACUGGGCACAAAAUUACGUGGAGGAUACCCGCCCUGCGGUUGAUGUCGUUCUGAAUCAUCGCUUAAAGGAAGGCGUGGAUCCCAAAAACCCCAACGUCGAUCGCCAAGACUUUGAGUUCUACAUUAAGUGGCAGGACAAGUCGCAUGUUCAUGCCACUUGGGAAUCAAAUGGGUCCUUGGCCAACUAUCGCAGCACACGGCGCGUGGAUAACUAUGUUCGUAAGAUACUCAACGAGGAGCUCCGACUGCUCCAUGAUCCCGACGCCCCCCCAGAGGACAGAGAGAAGUGGAACCUUGACCGGGAACGAGACGUUGAGGCCAUUGAAGACUACAAAAAGGUCGAGAGAGUCAUCGGUGUCCGAGAAGGCGAUGACGGCACCACCGAAUAUCUCGUCAAGUGGAAACGGCUGUUUUACGACUCAUGUACCUGGGAGGCCGAGGACUUGGUCAGUGAUAUCGCACAGAGCGAGAUUGACCGAUACAUCGACCGCUCAGCUCGUGUGCCCGUCUCGGACAAGAAUGAGUCGAACCCGGCGACGCGCCGGCCAUUUGAACGUAUCCAAUCCUCUCCGGACUUUCUGCAGAAUGGAGAACUCAAGGAUUUCCAGAUCAAAGGUCUGAAUUUUUUGGCAUUCAACUGGGUGAAGGAUCGCAACGUCGUCUUGGCAGAUGAGAUGGGACUUGGAAAAACGGUCCAGACAGUCUCUUUCAUCAAUUGGAUGCGGCAUGUUCGGCGCCAGCAAGGCCCAUUCAUUGUCAUUGUCCCGCUGUCAACCAUGCCGGCAUGGGCUGACACAUUUGAUAAUUGGACGCCGGAUUUGAAUUAUGUCGUCUACAAUGGCAGCGAGAAGGCGCGCUCUGUACUCCGGGAUUACGAGUUGAUGGUUGAUGGUAACCCCAAGCGGCCAAAGUUCCACGUCCUUCUUACAACCUACGAAUACGCUAUGAACGACUCCCCCUUCCUUGGCCAAUUCAAGUGGCAGUUCAUGGCGGUCGAUGAGGCCCAUCGUCUUAAGAACCGCGAUUCGCAGCUUUACAUCAAGCUGGAUGAAUGGAAGUGCCAGGCACGCCUUCUCAUUACGGGUACUCCGAUCCAAAACAAUCUAGCUGAGCUUUCCGCUCUCAUGGACUUCCUCAAUCCCGGCAUGGUCCACGUGGAUGUUGACAUGGAUCUCAACUCGGAGCACGCGUCACAGAAGCUGGCCGAAUUGACUGAUGCUAUUCAACCGUUCAUGCUGCGUCGCACCAAAUCAAAAGUUGAGUCCGAUCUUCCUCCCAAGACGGAGAAGAUCAUUCGUGUUGAGCUCUCUGAUGUUCAAUUGGAGUACUACAAGAACAUCCUGACGAAGAAUUACGCUGCUUUGAAUCAUGGCGCCAAAGGCAUGAAACAAUCGUUAUUGAAUAUCAUGAUGGAGUUGAAGAAAGCUAGUAAUCACCCAUUCAUGUUCCCAAACGCAGAGGCGAGAAUCUUGGAAGGUAGCACUCGGCGAGAGGACAUUCUGCGUGCCAUGAUUACUAGCAGUGGCAAGAUGAUGUUGUUGGACCAACUGCUCCGCAAGUUGAAGACCGACGGUCAUCGCGUUCUGAUCUUCUGUCAGAUGGUUGGCAUGCUCAACAUUCUUAGUGAAUACAUGGAAUAUCGUGGCUACAAAUAUCAGCGCCUUGAUGGUACCAUCCCUUCGGCUGCUCGCCGCCUGGCCAUUGAACACUACAAUGCCCCAGAGAGCACAGAUUUUGCCUUUCUUCUCUCUACAAGAGCGGGUGGUCUUGGAAUCAACCUGAUGACUGCUGAUACGGUCGUUCUCUUUGAUUCCGAUUGGAACCCUCAAGCCGAUUUGCAAGCCAUGGCGCGAGCUCAUCGAAUUGGACAAACCAAACCUGUCAGCGUCUACCGCCUUGUAUCCAAGGAUACUAUUGAGGAAGAAGUCAUCGAAAGAGCCCGGAACAAGCUGAUGUUGGAAUUCAUCACAAUUCAGCGUGGCGUGACUGACAAGGAAGCCAGUGAGAUGCAGAACAAGAUGGCUCGUGUGGUCAACGAACCCAACUCCACCGAAGAUAUCUCCCGCAUCCUUAAACGUCGUGGCCAGAAGAUGUUCGAGCAAACAGAUAACCAGAAAAAGCUUGAACAGCUUGAUAUUGACUCUGUUCUCGCCAAUGCAGAACUGCAUCACACCGAGCAGGAGGAGUCGAUCCAGGCAGACGGUGGUGAAGAAUUUUUGAAAGCUUUUGAUUUUGUCGACAUCAAGGUCGAUGAUCUCACAUGGGAUGACAUUAUCCCUCAAGAGCAGCUGGAAGAGAUUAAGGCGGAAGAGAAGCGCAAGGCCGACGAGAAGUAUUUAGCGGAGGUUAUUGAGGAGAACAGGCCACGAAAGCGUCACGCGCCCACUGAGUCGAAAGAGACUCGUGGAGAGCGCCAGGCCAAGCGCCAGGCGAGGGCACAGGUCGCGAUUGAAGACGAUGAGGAAGAUAGCAGCUCCCUGGAUCCGAAACGUCCACUGGAAGAGAAGGAAUACCGCUCUCUUUCGCGGGCCUUCCUACGUUACGGUGAUUGGGCAGAUUGUGAAGAGCUCAUUGUCGAGGAUGCUCGGCUGCAAAACCGUGAUCGAGAAACCGUCUAUGCGGCACUCCGUGAAAUCACGGACAAGGCUGCCUCACUUGUCCAGGAAAACCUGGCUCAAAUGGAGGCGAUCAAGCAGUCCGGCAAAAACUUGACGAAGAAAGAACAGAAGGCUGUACUCUUUGACCAUCAUGGUGUUAAGCGCCUCAAUGCUUGGACCAUCGUCGAUCGGCCGCCCGACAUGCGUCUCGUGCGGAAGAUUACAACCUCCCUCCCAGACUUCAAGACCUUCCGUCUUCCCGAAGCCACCAAAUUGGCCGAUUACAGCUGCCCGUGGGGCGCUCGCGAGGAUGGAAUGCUUUUAGUCGGCAUCGCACGCCAUGGAUUUGGCGCUUGGGCACAGAUCCGAGACGAUGUUGAUCUAGGCCUGGGUGAUAAGUUCUUCCUAGAGGAACACCGGGUGGAAAGGAAGACUCAGCGUGCUCAAGGGGAAGAAAAGACUACAAAGUCCCCGGGAGCUGUUCAUCUUGUUCGUCGCGCGGAAUAUUUGCUCUCCGUUAUGAGGAAUAAGCACAGCAACGGUAGCAACAUUAACGCGAAACGAGCCGUUGAAAACCAUCACCGGAACAAUAAGCGCAACUCGCGCGUUGGUAGUGGCAGCGUUUCUGCAUCUCCGGCUCCAUCUGCUCGCAAGGGUCAUCGUGAGCCUGACCGCUCACGACCUCGUUCCUUCACGCAUGGCAGCCGUGAUUCCGGUGACCGUCACCAUACUCCAAGCCAUGACCGCCCCAGGUUAGGACAGGAUGGUGACCGUCCUCGCCACCGUACCUCUGACGCAGCCCACGAUGAGGCUCGUCGUCGCAAGAGUCACGAGAAUGGCAGCUCAAGCAAGGAGGACAUGGCUAAGGCGUUCUUCCGGCCUAUCGUACCGAACCUUAAGCAGGUCACCAUGAUUACAGCGAAGAACUAUCCCAACAAGCAUGAGCGGGCUCUCAAGCUACGCAACACGAUUGUGAAGAUUGGGAAAUUCAUUCGGAACACGCUGGAAGGUGAACAGUCUAUGCCUUCCCUUGAGAGACGUCUGUGGGAUUAUGUUUCCUCCAACUAUUGGCCCAACAAGGAGGCCAGCGGAUCCAAACUCCAGCAGAUGUUUGACAAGGUCAUGGAAGCCAGCAAGGCCGACAGUGAAAAGAAACCGAACGGUUCAUGACCCCUGAGGGAUUGUGCCGCUCGAUACUUGAGUCGGGCUGGUCCUUGUUCUCUCGUGGAUUCUCUGAUGCCGUAUCGAGCAUUGCUGGCCGGGGCCCACAGUCCUCGACGUCUAGCACACCUGAGCCACCGGAUUUCCUCCCCUCCCACUCCACCUCCCUAUUCCUCCCAGCUAGGCCGGUGUUGAUCAACCAGAUGACAUGUCAUUGGCCUUUCUUUUUGAUUAAAAAGUACAGUACAUAUGGACGCGAUGAGUUGCAUGGCAUUGCGAAGGCGUCGGAAUGGAUUGCGAUUCAACGCAAUCAAAACUGCUCACACAGCAUGAAAUAGGAGAAUCCCGAUCUGACUUACUCGAAUAUGAUUCAAAUGUCAAGACGAUGUUUGCAUGGCGUGUUUGGUGCUCUUUACUGAAUUCCCUAGGAGUUGUGUUUUAUCCUACUUCGUGCAGGUAGAUCACCUUGGACCCGCGACGCCGGUCUCUACUGAGAUCUUGCCGAAACGGGGUACAAUUGGAUUUGCUCUCGGAUUCUCUUUUGUUCUCAUUUCGUUUUCCUUCGAAGCUCCUCACAUUUUCACGCAUGGCCCCGGUCCCGUUUUUUUUGCGAUAUUGGCCGCGGCCGUUCUCGUUCUUGUUGUUAAUUUUGUUUUCGUUCUUGAGCACAUGUAUCCUAUGGAGUGGCCAUCAUGGCGUUUAUUUGUUGCUUCACAAGAUCAUUCAACUAGUCGGGAGUACUAGUCUUGUCUUACAUUUCUUCACUUCCCCGUUAGAUUGAAUCGAAUUGAGACUGGCUAGAGCCUUGCUGAUGGGUCUCGGCUUGAACUAUCAACUCUUUCU
Penicillium brasilianum is the source of this 5545-nucleotide messenger RNA. The record is from the annotation of a GenBank genome assembly. NCBI's taxonomy places the organism in Eukaryota, Fungi, Ascomycota, Eurotiomycetes, Eurotiales, Aspergillaceae.